ACUGCUGCUCUUGAACGCAGCUCGCUUUCUCCGAGCGCAGCCCCUUGUUGCUAAGCAACCUGCACAGAAGAUUGACAGCGACUUCAGUUGAUUAAUGGGGACAAAACUUUAAUAAUGAGCAACUUUCUAGCGGGCAGGUGCAGCGCUGAAACACGGAGGGACGACGACUCACUCCAGGUCAACUAACAGAGAGGUGGCUGCCAAAAGUUUAUUAAUGCAAGGCGGUGAAAAUUAGCGUGACACUUACUGUUAUUCCCGUUUGGAGAAAUUUCAGCAAUGCCAGACGUUGAACCCCUCAGAUUCCCAUCCAGGGAAGGACGACCGAGUCAGCAAGAUCAAGCAGAUCUCGAAACCGUCUGCACUGGUAGACGUCGCACAUGUGCUCUGCUCAACAGUCCCUCACCGUGUGUCAAUAGUGCUAUUACCCAUAUCCAAGAGAUGAAGCUGACAGUGGAAAAUUGGUAUCAACAGUCUGGAAAAUACCAAUCACAGAUCGAUCAGGACAAGCACCAAUACAACAAAACUUUAAGAUUUCAGUCCAGAGACUCAGAUCCUGAAUCCGUGAUGUCUACAGAGCUGUAUGUUGAAGGCUUUGCAAUUAGUGCAAGAGAAAGCUGUCCAUUAUCGCCACUACUGAAGAAAAUAAAUGAUGUCAUUGGUGAGGUUGUGUAUCUGAUUGAGCGCUUGGAGGCUGACCGGCAAUAUGCAGAGGAAGCUCUCCACAAGGAGAAGAGAAGAAAAAGAUUUCUGGAGAACAAAGUUUACAGUAUUUCACUGUGGAAGCAAAAAGAGCACGCUUUAGUUGUCCAAAAAGAGCAUGAGGCUUGCAUUAGAGACAUCACUGAAUUAAAGUGGCAGCUUAAACUGGAAAGAGAGAAACUUGACCAAGUCCAGGAGAAACUGAUACACACUGAGGUGUUGAACCAGCACUUACAUGAGGAAAUCAACUUUGCCAAAAAACAAAUUCCUUUUGUGAGCGAAAACCUGGAUCUACAGAAAGACAUAAUAAAUCAGAUCAGCACUGCACAAGCAGAGGCUGAUGAAGUUUGCUCAGAGACACAAAGCGAUCUCAUACUGGUUGAGAAGGAGUUAAAAAAUAUGGAGCUUGAUGCCAACAAUAAAAAGAUAUCUUUGGACCAUGUACUGUUGGCGAUGAGGAAUCAGCUGGCAGAGAGAUUGGAAGAUUUGAACCAGCUGAAGAUGCUUGAGAAAGGUCUAUGUGCUGAAAUACAGGAUGCCGAAAAGACCAUUGCUCUUACAGAAGAAAAGUGUGCACUUAUAACUCAGCAUGUCCCUGAAAUGAUGGAGCUUCAGAAAACUGAAAGAGACAGGAUUUCCCAACUGAAUCUUCAAAUUGAGGAUGAAAUGCUAAAGAAUAAGAAAUUGAAGGAAAAAGUAAUUGCACUGCAAGAAGACACUGAGAGAACUAAACUUAAAGGGGAAGCAGAGGUUUCCUGCUUAGAAGAGCAGCUCCGAUCAAAACGUGCAACUUUUACAGCUCUCCGUAAAGAAAACAUGGAGUAUGAAGAGAACGUAGAAGACUACAAGACCAAAAUCUGUGAGAGCGAGAAAGCAGUGAAGCAGAUGUGUGAGGAGAGGAAGCAGAUGCUCCAGAAAAUCACUGACAAUGACGAGCAGUGGGAAAAGGCCAAGGAGGAAGUGACUCAAGUUGUAGCUGAGCACAGUGUCACUCUGACAAAGCUGGAAGAACAGAAGCAGCUUACCUUCAUGGAAGAGAAGAGGGCCAGGAAAGAGAUUGAAAACUUGAGGAAUGAUCUGACAGGUCAGAUGACUGCCCUGGAACUACUAAAGGUUCAGUGUGAAAAUGUCAAUGUAGAAUUGAAACAACAGCAAAGCAGUUCGCAGCAAACUAACCAACAACUUCAGAAAGAAUUUGAAGAUGCAUUCGCAGCAACAAAAGCUCUGGAGACAAAAGUUGAGAAAAUCAGGAAAUUGACAGAAAAUUUGGAACAGAUUCAGUGUGAACACAAGAAAACAUUAGUUAACCUUGAGAAGGAGAAAAAACUCAAACGUGACCACCUGAAAGCUGCUCAGGAUUUACACACUGCCACUCUAAAGAGAUCUGACAACACUCUGGGUAGGAUCAGCAACCUGAUGAGUAAAAGUGAAGAAUACCAGAAGGCUUCAGAUAACAUGGAAAAAAAUCUUGAAAGCAUGCCAGAAGUCAUAGCAGAACUUCAAUGUGUUUUUGAUGUGUUGGAGUUCAAAAACAAAUCAGCUGCCCUCAUAAUGAGCACCUUGCAGUCUGAUAUUAAUAACUGCCAACAACGAACACAGCGUUCCAUGCAGACGCACACUGCUCAUGUUACAGCAAGGAAAAACCAAAUGGAAGACACCAAGAAAGCGCUAAAAAAUGCACUGGAGGAGAACAGACAGCUGGCAAGCAAACAUGAACGUCUUAAGAAGAUCCUCAUGGAGGCCAAACAGGAGUCAGUGUCUGCACUGAGCAAGAAAAACCAUGCACAUAAAUCUUUUCAUUAUUACACUCAGCUCUCUUUGUUGCAGAAGAGGAUGCACAAAGCUUUGGUGAAAUACUUCAAACAACGCAGCCUCUACAGCCAGGCUGAACUGGACCGGUGCCAGGCUCUUUCUCAAGAGACCGACCAGAAAAUAAAAACAGCCCAGGAGGGGUUGUCAGAAGAUAUUCAGCUCAUCUCAGCGCUCCUACAAUCCUUGACAGAUGACUCUACUACUACCAAUGAUGCUGGGUUGAACAAACAAGCCAGUCCAGAUGCUGCUGGAUCGAAUGAGUAGAUGCCUGCAGUUCAAAUAGCAGUGUAAUUGGACAUUCACCUGUACCAGACAACUUACUUACCCUAGCACGCUUCAGUAUUCCCCCCCUCUUUACUUGCAGCAAAUCCAUAACAAUGAAACAGGUGACUUUCAUGCUGCUGUCAGGACUGAUCUAAUUUUAGCUGGGUGAAUGAUUGCAAUUGGCUUUGCCUCAUCAGAUAAUUAAUCUAUGUCACCAUUAAUUGGAAAAGAGAAUAAUUACAGGCAGUGUUGACAGAAAUUCUACGCUUCUCCAGAUUCCAAGAUCUAAUUACAACUAGUGAAACCCCAUGACCUUAACUAGCACUUAGUACACCUUGGCCACCUUGACCAUGCCCAUGUGAAGACCACUGUCUCUUGAAAGACCCUGUUUUUGUUAUCGCACCCCGCUCUCCUCCACUCUCUUCACUCACUGAAAGCUGUCUCCCUCAAUCACUUUUCAAUAUUCAAUCUUAAUUUUGUGGAAGUUUAGCAUUUUCAAUGAGCUGGAGAUGAAUGAUUAAUGAAUAAAUUUAAAUGCUUCAUUUUGUCCAUGGAUCAUUAGUUAAGUCCUUUGUGGGAAGGACCUGAGAAAGGAGUGAAAAUUAUUGAGACAUUAGCCUGGAGCAAUCCAGGGGUAAAUAGUGUGCACAAAAGGAUGUUGUGUGCGCACUAUCCACUGACUUUCUAAAAAACCCUGGGGAAACACUGUUUUCAAUUUGGAAUCUUAACUGAAUCACAUUUAGUACUUGUAGAAAAUUGAUUUUUGUUUCAUCAUGUUUAAACAAUGUCAUACUAAUGGUACACAACACAAUGUCUGCUCCAUAUAGACUUUCAAACUUGUAUAAAUGUUUUUAGAUUUCUAAAAAGAUGCCCUAUAUAUGAUCACAUCUGAUAAACAUAAUAAUUCCCAUAAAAAUGGAAAAUAGGGGAAAAAAAUGGACUCCUUUUCCUUGAAAGUGUGUAACUGCUGUUGUUAAUCUUUGCAGUUUUAGUGAUGUCAAGGCCAGUUCUUUGAGUUUGCUACUUGGAAAUAUUUUACUGGUGUACUUCUGUCUGUGUUGAUAGAGGUGCUGUUGUUUUGUUGAUACAGCAGAUGCCUCCCCUACUAGUGGCGACAGAAGGGGGCAGUAUGGACACAACAACCUUGGAAAGAUCACUGACUGCAACAUGGACUGGUUUUGUAUCUUAACAUACCCAUUACUAAAGCGUUUCAUGUCACACUAAGCACCAAUGCCUAUCAGACAAGUGGAAUAUUAAUUCAUUUAAUAUGACAAAAAUUAUUUAAAAGCUUUAUCGGGUCUUAUAUCUGCAAAAAAGUGUACUUUGGCAAAGUUUUCUUAUGUAGAUUUUGGACUUAUGUUGUUGCAGUCACAAACAUACAAAACAUUCACCAUAAUGAGACUAAUGUGAUGGGCUGCAUGCAAAGCAGUGACAGCACUAGCUCCCCAAAAGCACCUUGAAGAGAAAAAUGUUCAGUCCAUCUCAUAUUCUUUACUGACUGUACGGCAAUAUCUCAAAUGAAAAUGCCUCUCAAACACAUUUAUCUACUCUGCUUGCAUCUAAUCAAUCCCCUAAAUAAAUGAAAGUGAGCCCCAACUAGAUGUCAUCACAUUUAUCUGCAGGCGUGCCUCAAAGUGCACACACCUAAAUGCUGCUACUCUAAAGAGGGUGGACGGAGGAAAUACUAAUGGGAGUAGUUGACAGCUUAGACGCAUCUUCUUCAUGUUUGAUGCUUGUUUCAGUAUGAUGAGGAUAAAAUAUACAGCCCACACCUCGCUGUAUAUCCUGUGAUAUGUCAAAGCUGGUUCAGAAGGGGUUUUUUUUGUAGUUUUGUAUAAAGGCAUAUUUUGCCGGAGACAUGUUGGGAAAAUCUGAUUUACAGGCAGCAUGAUUCUCAAUUUCAGCCUGGCGCCACCAUGCAGACGAUGGGUCCGUUUCAUUUGGAUUCACCUCAGUAAUCACUUCUGAUCACUGAAGUGAAGCCGAGUGAAUCAGAGCAACGUUCUGUCUUCUCAAGCUAACCACAAUUCUGCUUUGAGAUCUUUUUAAAAUCCAGGAAAACGGAGGUGUCCUCUCAAACCGUCCUGUCUUUGUCCAUGAGAAAGUGGAGAGUUGAGCCAUGGAGCUGAUGGAGUCAAGGAAAGAAUGUGAGUUGAGAGAGGUGCUACUGUGUCUAAAAUAUCAAUGAGGGACAUGCUG
This is a messenger RNA of Amphiprion ocellaris (clown anemonefish), 4974 nucleotides long. Its product is annotated as coiled-coil domain-containing protein 178. The transcript has 20 exons. NCBI's taxonomy places the organism in Eukaryota, Metazoa, Chordata, Actinopteri, Pomacentridae. The record is from RefSeq and is a predicted model, not a curated record. The coding region runs from base 277 to 2775 and encodes 832 amino acids.